CUUCGCGAAUUUCAAUGAAUUUUCGAUGAUUUUUCAAAGAUACUGUUGUAAAUUAAUUACGAAUUCAAAUCAAAUCCUUACGAAGUGUUCGAAUACUGUUGACAGUGUUGACAAUAUGAACGGAUUAGUGAUCAUUAUUGUAAACUUGCUGUCUUUGUGAAAAUGCUCAAGCAACGCUUUCAUUUCGGAUGGAUUAUCGAAUCUCGAUGAAGACUGUAAGCAUAAUUGGUUACCUGAGAGGGUUAUUCGAAAGUAUUGCAACCAUGCUUGUUACGAAUGGGUUUUGGAUUGGCAUGAUUGCACUCUACACUAGUUUCACCGAUGAGUUGUUACCGAUGGCGAAAUUUAGAUUUUUGGUAGGUUACAUGGCCCCCCUUAUAGCGGUAUUUUUAUUCUAUUGGAGCGCGCAAAAUUUGAACAACUCGGUAUCUGAGGUAUCGCUUUCAGUCUACUCUAGUCCCUGGUAUCGGUCGGUAAAAAUACGAAAAAACGUGUACAUUUUCUUGUGUCAAACACAGUCAAUGAAGGAUUUCGCAGCGUUCAAAGCGUAUGGAUUGCUUUAUAAUGAUUUCUCGCGAUAUUUACAUGGCCAACUGUUAUAUACCAAUGUUCUGCGUAAACUUACAAUGAAAUGAAUUUUCACAUCGAAUGGAAUACGUAGGUAUUCGGUAUCUAAAGCAAAGCGCACAACUUUAGAAUGCUUCGGCAUUCGAUAAAAUAGAUUUGAUAAUAAGAUGCAAAGGUUUCUUAAGUCUGAGUUCCCAUUAUAAGCACAAAAUGUGCACAUUCACCAAUUUUAUUUUCAAGUACCUAUAACUAAUUAUUUUGGAAUUCGCGAAUUAUACACAUGUUUUGACUGAGAGAAAUAUUUAUUAAUUAUUUUCAAAAAGUUGUUAGAAUGGAGGUGACUGGUGUUUAUAAUUUAUUCGCGAUUCAUGUAUGGUUCGUAUCUAUAAGCACAAAAUGUACACAUGCACUGAUUUUAAUUUUAAGUGCUAUUAGGUCCGUAAAGGAUAAGUUAUUUCUUGUAUUUGAGUAAUUAUCUUUGAAUUCACGAAUUAAACGUAUGUUUUGAGAAAAGAGUUUUUAUACGCGAUUAAACCGCGAUUUGAAUCGAGAAAAAUUGCAAUUCAUGUACCUACAUAAAUUCGAAUAAUUUUUUACGUGAUUUUUGUGUGGUUGGCGAUUUGAUUUAAUUUUGAAUUACCAAAAUUGAAUGUGAUUUGAAAAUAUUGGUGAUUUGUGUUCGCAAUUCAAAUCCAGCGUUUCUUUCAACUUUUUGAAUCAUUUUUUUUCACAGAUCCUAGAUUUCAAAUUCCUGAAAAAAUCUGUGUACUUUGUAACUCUUUACCUUGGAUUCACUAUUCGCCUAACUUGAUCAAUUACUUCGAAUUUAAAUCAUUAAAUUUUCAGCUGCCAAAGUUCAUUACAAUACGGUGUGGAACGAUUCCAAACGCCGGAGAAAAAAAAAGUCUUUACCUACUGAGCGAUAAUAAUAUCAGCUCGAAAGUGAUCGCAAUUGAUUUUUGAAGGGGAGGGAAAGGGGUUAAUUAUUUUAGUACACAAAUCAAUCUUCACAAAAACAAAACACCAAAAAUCAGUUUUGACACCUCAUUUAAGUUUUUAGAAGUAAGAUGGUGAAUUUCGUAAUAGAAAAUUUCAAAAAUUCGUAGAAAGAAUUAGUGGAGGGGCCAUGGCAUAGUUUUUUUUAUUUAU
Molecule: messenger RNA, 1716 nt
Organism: Planococcus citri (citrus mealybug)
Lineage: Eukaryota; Metazoa; Arthropoda; Insecta; Hemiptera; Pseudococcidae
Exons: 4
Coding region: 189-635 (148 amino acids)
Biological process (GO): sensory perception of smell
Cellular component (GO): membrane
Molecular function (GO): odorant binding; olfactory receptor activity
Source: RefSeq, a predicted model, not a curated record